AUGGUUCCAAAUGAAAAGCAAGAAAACGAUAUUGAACAGGAUAAGAAGAAAGUAGAUGAUGAAGAAGCACAAGAUGCUCGUGGCCAUUGGGAUAAGAAAAUUGAGUUUUUGCUGUCCUGUAUAGGCUAUGCUGUUGGGCUGGGCAACCUAUGGAGGUUCCCAUACCUUUGCUAUGAUAAUGGUGGAGGUGCCUUUUUAAUCCCUUAUACGUUAUUUCUGUUCGUGUGUGGUAUACCACUGAUGGCUUUGGAACUCGGCAUAGGCCAAUACUUUCGUCAAGGUCCAACAAAGGCAUUUAAUAAUAUCUGUCCAUUAUUAACAGGAAUUGGUGUCUCUAUGAUAAUGCAGAUGCUUUUGUUUGGAAUAUAUUACGUUGUCCUUUUCUCCUGGGUGUUUUACUUUUUAAUUGCAAGCUUCGUCGAUCCGCUUCCUUGGACUACAUGUGAUAAUGCCUGGAAUACAGAAAAUUGCCUGACUGGAAAUGAAUCAAUGCCAAACGUAUCAGGAACUUCUCCUAGUGAAGAAUUUUUCUUUCAUGGAUUACUUGAAAUAAGUAAUCAUCCUAGUAACCUUGGGCCAAUUAAAUGGGAACUAGCACUGCUAUUACUUAUAUCUUGGAUUGUUGUUUACUUUUCUAUCUUCAAGGGUAUCAAAUGGUCAGGAAAGGUGGUAUACUUUACGGUCACAUUUCCAUACUUGGUGUUAAUUGUUUUAUUCUUUCGAGGGAUUACAUUAAAGGGUGCUGGUUUGGGUAUUGAUUUCUAUUUAAGAGUCGACUUGGAUAAACUGAAGCAAUCAAGGACUUGGCGCAAUGCAGCAACACAAAUAUUUUAUUCCUUAGGUACUGGUAUUGGCCCAACAAUUACUUUGGCUAGUUAUAAUAAAAGAAACAAUAAUAUUUUAAGAGAUGCCAUAAUCAUCAGUCUUACUAAUUAUGCUACAAGCUUCUUCUGUGGCUUUGUCGUUUUUUCUAUCCUUGGCUAUCUAUCCGACCAAGGUGGUGUUCCUAUUGCGCAAGUAGCCACUCAAGGUCCUGGUCUUGCAUUUGUGACUUAUCCAGCCGGCUUAGCGACUCUACCUGGAGCUAAUGUUUGGUCAGUUCUAUUCUUCGCUAUGUUGAUUACACUUGGCAUCGACACUUUGAUGGGUGGAAUGGAAUCAUUAAUGGCAGCGGUAGUUGAUGCUAAACCAAAAUUAGCAGCGUACAGGCCUUUGAUUGCAUUCGUUGCAUGUGUUAUACUUUUUUUUCUUGGAUUAGUUAUGACUACUCGGGGAGGCCUUUAUGUCCUUACAUUGCUUAAUUUCUAUACAGCGUAUAUUGGGACCUAUAUCAUCGCAUUUAUGGAAAUAAUAUCCGUUACUUAUUUCUACGGAGGUAAUCGAUUUGCUAAAAACCUCCAGCGUGUUACAGGGCAGCCAAUCUAUUUACCAAUGAGAAUUUGUUGGUAUAUCAUAACUCCCGGAAUGAUAGUGAUGAUAUUUAUAUUCAGCUUGGUAAAUUAUGGGCCGGCUACAUACGGCAACAAUGUUCCUUUUCCAUGGUGGGGAGAACUUGUUGGCUGGAUAAUGAUAGGAUUAAUUAUAUGUGCUAUCUUUAUUCCGGCAAUUUACAGUUUAUGUAUCACGCCAGGAACACUAAAAGAAGUAAUUAUUGACAUGUGUUUGAUAAUUUAG
Messenger RNA from Trichoplax adhaerens, 1674 nucleotides. RefSeq lists its product as uncharacterized. The record is from RefSeq and is a predicted model, not a curated record. Gene Ontology annotation, cellular component: membrane. The transcript is spliced from 12 exons. Gene Ontology annotation, biological process: sodium ion transmembrane transport. Lineage: Eukaryota; Metazoa; Placozoa; Uniplacotomia; Trichoplacea; Trichoplacidae. Bases 1 to 1674 code for a protein of 557 amino acids.